CAGGAGCUCCGGUCCCCCUUGUAACUUUCGCAUUCUACAGGCUUUCAGGAGCUCCGGUCUCCCUUGUAACUUUCGCAUUCUACAGAAAAGCGGCUCUCAUCCACGGAGUAUUCAUACAUGCGAACUACUAACUUUACAGUAGACCAUGCGCGCUUUGCACGUUGAUAAUACAAUGAACAAUGCAAAACUCCUUCUACGAUUGGAGUGACGAAUGUAUAUCCAUUACUGAAAGGACAUUUAAAGUGUAGCCACUGUCUGCUACAUGCUCUCCACACAAACUCUUAGUUGCAGUCUUCGAAGAACGUCCAACAUCCACGUCAAGUAUGGCAGGCGUCGCUCGUGAACACCGGCCGUGUGUUAGAGUAUAGCGGUGAUUUUGCCAACUAUAGCAAGUUACACGGACCAAAAAUGAAGCUGCCUCAUGCCAAUGGACAUCAGCCGUCGCUCCCAAACGCAGAUUCACCAAGAAGCACUUUGCUCUUGCUGGUAGCUGUGCUGGCACUGGCAUCACUAGCAGAGAGCCUCGUCAUUCCCACGGAUGGCGGUGUCACGCUGGAACAGCUGCUGGCAGGGCAGGACAUCCUUCCACAGGGUGUCAUAUACCUGCAGCAGCAGGGUGCAGAUCCCAUGACGGUGGAACUCCCCUCACCAACGGUUGUCCUGGAGGGCAGGGGAAGCACCAUGCCAGAGAGCCAGAUGACUUCCAAGCCGCCAUCAAUGGUCCGUUACAACCCACCAACCCCUCCCCGUCCUCCAAAGCCACCAAGCCCGCCAAGCCCACCCCUUCCUCCAACACCACCGCUAGCUCCGCCCCAGCCGCCUCUACCAGCGCCCAGCCCAGAUGCACCCUUUCCGCCUGCUGAAGCUCCAUACACAGUGCUGGACUUCAGUUCAUAUCGUUAUGCUUCCCUGCAUGGGAUCCCUGCAAUGAGGGUGGGACCAGGACAACACCUGACCAUCUCAUCCCUGGGGAUAGGCGCAAGUGAAGUGGAGACGCCUCUGGGGCCGCACACGCAUAUGGCCUUUUCGUCACUGUCACCCGCAUACCUAAUAGAAGUCCUGGAGGGAGCCACUCUAACCCUCCAAAAUGUGACACUGCUCUUAUCCGAUACUUAUCUGGACACCUACCUGACUGAGUGGAGCAAGGCGGCUACUCUAUGGCCCUACACCACAACCGUAACCGUCCGCAACGGUGUCAUUCAGAUAGAGUCCCUCACCACACAAGCUCGGGUGGUAUCACCCCAUGUCAGUGAUUACGGCUAUGAUGCAUACACAGGCGGUGAGGUGCAGUGGUCUGGUGUAACAAUAACCUGUCCAGGGUACGGGCCGCCAAGACCUCGUGUUGGAGCAGCUCCGGUGGCCAGCAUCUGGCAGCUGGGCCAAUCAAGUCUGGCAUCAAUGAUCGGCAAGAUGACUUCUGGCACCCUGUUCCUGUCUGUGGCGACGGAUGUGGAGCUGCCUGGAGAUGGGAGCUGGCAGACGGUAGCGUUGCCAGCGUUUAUCCUGGUGGUGCUGCUGGGGAAUCCUGUGAGGACCACCACAAUCAACCUGGCAGGGGUGGAGCGUGCAUGGUACAAAGCCAGCAGCAACCAGCUUAUAUAUGGAGCAAUCCUGCAAGCCGCACAGCUGCACGAGUUAACGCUUGUCAACUUGCCUCUCUCAACAGCGCCUAGCAACACCAGCAGCCUUCUAGCCAUAAGCCUGCAGAGCUUUGCAACUGACAGGAUGACUGUCGAUACAUCGUCACCCCAGCUCAUCCUCAAGCGCAGUACAAUUGUCGUACCGGACCAAGAGGUUGCCUUUUUGGAGCGGUUGUCCCGGACCAAUGGGACUUCCCCUGCAAGGGUGCAACUGACAUCGGUUUUCACCGUCUUUGAUGUCCAGCAACCCUCCAACAAUGCGCUUGAGGGGCAGCUGCUGGUCAACCAGCUGCGGAUGGGGACGCAGGUUUCCCUGCUCAACUGCACGCUGCUGUCCGCCAGCCACUACGCGGCACAACCAGGCGCCAAGCCACUGCUGCCGCAGUCUCUGCUGUGGGCCCCGGAGCUGCUGCAUGGGGAUGCUGAGACGGCAGCGCAGUGGGGUCCGUUGGGACUUGCCUUGGCUCCCAGCUUUCAGUGCGCCCUGUCCAACCUCGACUCAACUUGUGGGCCACUGCCGGGCAAGACCCCCGUCACGGUUGUUACAGGACGCAACGACCAGAGCGUCCCCGCGGUGCUAUCUGGCGCUGAAGAGGCUGCCAGCUCGAUCCGCAUCUCUAGUGGUGGUCCGCUGGCCCCUGCUAGCGAGUGCGUUGUGGGCGGCUACCCGCAGCAGCUGGGAGGCGGCCGCACCUUUGUGAACCUGCAGGGAGCCAUCGGCCGUGUAAACCUUCAACGUCCCGUCACACUCCGAAACCUGGUGUUGUACAACCUAGCGCCCGGCGGCAUGUACCCUCUGGACGCCAGUGCUGGGGACGACGACUACAUCAGCGGCCAUGGCAUGCGAGCAGAGCCGCCCCAGCUGAGGGGCCCGGACGCGGCUUGGGCCAACAGCUCGCUCCCGCUCUGGUUCUUCAGCAAGACUGGCGAGACGACGGACUCACAAGUGCCACGGCUAGUCCUCGAGAAUGUCACUCUCGUGGUUUCAGAGCCCGAGUGGCGUGCGCUAGCUGCUGCCGUGCUGCUGCAACAAGUGGAUGCUGCAGCCGGGCAGGCUCGCUCGCGCAGGGCGCAGGAGGAGCAGGAUGCACCGCAGCCAACGUAUUGGAGGGCGGCCACAGCUGGGAAGAGCGAUGGGGCUGAGACAUUGGGCGCCGAAUCUCCUCAGGGCGUGUCACGUAAACUGAAGGGGAUCUUGGGAGGAGGAGGAGGUGGCAUACUUCGCUGGUACUAUCCGGCACUGCAGCCACCCCGACCCCCGUCUCCACCUCUGUCGCCACCCAGCCAGCCACCACCUUCACCCUACGAACAACCACUGGCGCCUACAGCGCCUCAACCGCCUGUGGUGGCGAGUGCUGACAGACCACCAGCACAGCCAAGUCAACCGCCCCCGUCGCUUCCUUCAAUGCCACCACCGACACCCCUGCCACCAUCACCCCCGCUCUUGCCGCCUUCACCUAAACCACUACCACCAAAACCGUCGCCACCGCCACCACCCCCACCGCCACCACCACCGCCGCCUCCACCAUCGUUACCACCGCCGCGACCUCCGUCGCCACCGUCACCACCCCGGCCUCCUUCGCCGUCACCCCCUAAGCCACCGUCUCCGCCCCCACGUCCUCCCCAUCCACGACCUCCCCGUCCGCCCCCCUUACCAUCGCUACCACCCUCACCACCACCUCUACAACCCGGCUCGGACGAUCCACUGACGGCGUUGGUAGCCUAUGCUGCGGCAUCCCAGGCGCUGUCCUAUGACUACAAUGCCGGGGUGCUGGUCCUGGCGGCUGCACAGCACUACGGCUGGGUGGGAACCAACGUGACGGUGACGUACAAGAUGCCACCGGAUGCCCCCAGGAACGCAAGCCUGCUCUCCUACCCGUCCUUUACCUUGCCGUAUCAAGAGCUUGCAGAAAUGGACAUCAACAACACAAUCAGCACCUUCCUUCCACCACCUCCCAGCCCGCCCGCCACUCCCGCAAACGUUGAACGCCCGCCACCGCUCGUGACCCGCCCGGCACCGCUUAUGCUAUCAACCGACACAAUGCCGGCUCAGCCCGGGCUGCUGCCUCCUUCAGCAGCAGCUAGCACCGCCCCUCCUGCUCCCUCCUCCGCCGGCCGCCCUGCCUAUGUGGUGCCUGUGGCAAGCUCCCUGUCCGCCUUCUUCGGGCUCCUGCUGCUGCUGUUGCUGGCCCUGCUGCUUGUCAAAAUGGCAGUUAGGCGGCGCCGGUACGCGGCCGCUGACAAGGAUGCCAGUGCAGCUGCUGUUGUUAUAGCAGUGGCCGGCAAGGACAAGAGCAAAGAAACAGAGGCUAAAUGGCCCGGUAAAAGCCUGUCAAGCGACUUGACACAGUUGGCAGCUGCAGAUGCGGGCGUCAAGGGGAAUGUGCAGGCUUGCAACGAUGCCAACAAUUCAAGCCACGACAGCAGUACAGUUGCGACAACGAAAACCUCGGGCGCUAAUGGAACAAACUCUUACAGCAAGCCAGGGAGCAAUUUCAUUUCCUCACAACAUGGGCCUGGCAACUGUGAUGCGCGGGAGGCCAACCGCCUGAUGCUGAAGGACAUGCUGGCAGCAUCUAUAAGAGCUGCUGCCAAGGAGCUACGGAAGCAAGAAGAAGAGCCGCAAGGGCACGUGGGGCAGUCUACCUCGGGAAACACUGGCAGCGGCAGCCAGGCUCAGGGAUGUGCGGGGGAAGGAGCCACCAGCAUCAGCACGUACGCGCGUAGCAUGCAGCCAUUAACAAGGACCACCUCGACCGUACCGAUUACUGCUCCUCUAUCACGUGUAACCGGAACCGUACCUAAUCUUUAGGCCUACUACACAGACCGUCGCAAGCAGGCGGCGCUUAACACUCGGAAAGCGAAGGCUGCAGGGGCCCAGGGUGUACAGCAGGAUGCACCUCUGGGGCCAGCCUCCACACAGUCGUCCAUCAUCAGCCAUUCCUCGCUGGCA
Molecule: messenger RNA, 4593 nt
Organism: Astrephomene gubernaculifera
Lineage: Eukaryota; Viridiplantae; Chlorophyta; Chlorophyceae; Chlamydomonadales; Astrephomenaceae
Source: the annotation of a GenBank genome assembly